Messenger RNA from Clarias gariepinus (North African catfish), 1022 nucleotides. Its product is annotated as homeobox protein MSX-2-like. Gene Ontology annotation, cellular component: nucleus. Gene Ontology annotation, molecular function: DNA-binding transcription factor activity, RNA polymerase II-specific; RNA polymerase II transcription regulatory region sequence-specific DNA binding. Bases 169 to 786 code for a protein of 205 amino acids. The record is from RefSeq and is a predicted model, not a curated record. NCBI's taxonomy places the organism in Eukaryota, Metazoa, Chordata, Actinopteri, Siluriformes, Clariidae. Gene Ontology annotation, biological process: embryonic morphogenesis; regulation of transcription by RNA polymerase II. The transcript is spliced from 2 exons.
CUGUUCUGUCCGCGCAUCAGACGGAGUUCCGGUUGGAUCCGGUUCUCCUGCUUGAGGUGUUCAGACUCGGACCGCGGAGAGGGAGCUCGGGGGGUCCGGCGGUUCCUUUCCGUCAGGAGAACCAGGAACGGGUAUCGCGGUGAGAGCGCGCGGUGAAAGCGCGCGGUGAUGGAGCAGCGCGAGACUCAGACUCUCUCCUUCAGCGUGGAGUCGCUCAUAGCUCGCGACCGGAGCGCCUCGAAGCGGGAAAACACCUGCGGCUCAUCGCACGCGCACACCGAGGAACUCCGACAGCACCGAGUCCACACAGACCUCCGGUCCGAGUCUCCGAAACCCCAGGAGUCUGUCUGUGCAUCGGAGUAUUCACACACACGUCAGGUGAGCUCACAGAGCAUGCUGCGCAAACACAAGUCCAACCGCAAACCACGCACACCCUUCACAACAGCUCAACUGCUGGCACUUGAACGCAAAUUCCACCAAAAGCAGUACCUGUCCAUUGCUGAGCGUGCCGAGUUCUCCACUUCACUCACACUUACAGAGACUCAGGUAAAGAUCUGGUUCCAGAACCGCCGUGCCAAGGCCAAGAGAUUACAUGAGGCUGAACUUGAGAAACUUAAACUUGCUACUAAAUCCCCACUGACACCAUGUCCAUCUUUUGCUGUGACACUCCCUGUUAGACAACCACUCUAUAGCAACUCGUUUCCUUACCAAAGGCCCCUGGUACACGUUUCGCCACUCGGAAUGUAUGGAACACCACUGGGUUACGGCUUGUAUCACCUGGCAUAAAUGGAUGUAAAGAAAACAGCCAAAUUUUUUAUUAAACCAGUCUGUAAAUGCAAAACGCUGAAUUAAUCAAAGAUCUUAAAAGUGCCUGAAAUGGAAAGUGGAGACUUUUGCCUUUAAAUCCUAACUAACGGAUUUGAUAUUUCUGUGUGGGUCGGUGCAUCCAUUGCUUUGUAUUUAUGUGUGUACAGUUUGUGUACAUGUUUUAUACUUCAGAUUAUUCUUUUUAUGCCAAAUAU